Messenger RNA from Setaria italica (foxtail millet), 955 nucleotides. Its product is annotated as heavy metal-associated isoprenylated plant protein 39. Bases 209 to 673 code for a protein of 154 amino acids. Gene Ontology annotation, molecular function: metal ion binding. The transcript has 3 exons. The record is from RefSeq and is a predicted model, not a curated record. NCBI's taxonomy places the organism in Eukaryota, Viridiplantae, Streptophyta, Magnoliopsida, Poales, Poaceae.
GGGCUGCCCCUUUAUUUACAGCUUCUCCUCCUAGCGUUUCCUCCGAGCUCUCCCACCAUUGCUUUUCUGCAGUUGUGACCCCCAACCUUCUCAGCGGACUCGGCGCCAUUAUUCCAUCCCACAGUUUCCAACCAGCCCUCGUCCUUCCUGCAGGCAGCCGGCCUCUUUCUGGUGCGCCGCCCGGCCGUGCUCCCACUCCUCCGGCGACAUGUCGAAGAAAAUCGUGGUGAAGAUAGACCUGCACGACAACAAGGACAAGCAGAAGGCCAUGAAGGCCGUCUCGACGCUCAGCGGGAUCGACUCGAUAUCCGUGGACAUGGCGUCGCACAAGAUGACGGUGAUCGGGAUGGUGGACCCGGUGAACGUGGUGAGCAAGCUGCGCAAGGCCUCGUGGGCGGCGAGCAUCGACUCCGUCGGCCCGGCCAAGGAGCCGGAGAAGAAGGAGGAGGAGAAGAAGAAAGACGGUGACGACAAGAAGGACGGCGACGACAAGAAGGACGGCGACGCUAAGAAGGACGGCGACGAGAAGGACGGCAAGAAGGCGGCUGCGCCGACGGAGCAGCAGAUCCUCGCCGAGCUGAUGAACCAGUACCGGGCCUACUACCCGCCAAUGAACACCCACUACUACGUGCAGAGCAUGGAGGAGAACCCCAACUCCUGCGCCAUCUGCUAAACGAGAAGCUGCACGAGCUGAGGUAAUCAGGCACGGUUAAUUACUAUAUGUGCAUGUACAUGUCCGCGUAAGAAGUACGAGACCGAUGAUACCAUGCAUGCUUCUGCGACGUGUAAAAAAAAUAGUGCCUGGUCAUGGUCUCAUGGUGGACACGCAGCGUGUCUCCGCAUAGAGAAAAACGUAUGACGGUAUGUGUAAGUGAAACUUUGCUUUCUGAGAUAACUAGAGAUGUAAUGAUAUGCAGCUACAAUUUUAGAUUUUUAAAAGAGUGUUUUUGAUUCA